UGGCAGCUGUUUUUAUUAUUUGCAGCAUCAUUCGCACUUUGGUUUUUAUUUGUUUUGUUUUUUACGGAAAAUAGGAAACUGUUUGCAAUUUUCCAGUCGAUCCGGACAAAUAACUUAUACGUUCAACGUAUUCAAGAAAUCUUUGACAACAACUCAUCAAAAAUGCACGGCCGACAAAGGGUGGAACUAUCCCCAGAGGAAGAGGCCAAGAAACAAAAGGAACGCGAGGCGAAAGUGGCUGCUUAUCAGUUUGCUAUGAAAAAGAUAAUUGAAAAGAGGUCUAAAGGAGAAUUGGAUUCUCAAAUGCUUUCAAUUACUGGCCAAGUUUUGGCUGCAAACCCUGAUAUUUCUACCUUAUGGAACAUUCGUAAAGAUACUUUGGAGAAACUGAAGAAAGCAGAGUAUGAUUUAAUCUGUAUAUUAUACAUACUUAACCCAAUACCUAAUUCAGUCAAUUCACAAGAAGCAUUAUAUUUUAGCUUAUCCGACUUUAUGGAUACCGUUGUUCCAAAGGAGUUGGAGUUUUCUGCAUUUUGUUUAAAAAGCAAUCCAAAGUCUUACGGAGCAUGGUAUCAUCGUUGCUGGCUUAUGAAGGAGACUGAAUUUGCAAGAGUGGAAGAAGAGCUUAAUCAUUGUUCCAAAUUUUUAACAUAUGAUGACCGGAAUUUUCACGGGUGGGAUUACCGAAGAUUUCUGCUAGAUAACUGCUCGUUGGUGACAUUUGAAGAAGAGCUACAAUUUUCAACAGAUAAAAUAUCUUCAAACUUUUCAAACUUCUCAUCGUGGCAUUUGCGGUCAAAAAUAUUGCCACAUUUGUCCAAAGAUUACUUGGAAGAGGAAUUAGAAUUAAUUAGAAAUGCUGCAUUUACUGACCCAAAGGACCAAUCUUCAUGGUUGUACCAUUUAUGGUUAUUAAAAUCUCAGCUGAAAAAGGAUGCUCCACAGUUGAGGGUUCUUCAGGUUUCAAAAGUCCAUGUAAUUGCUUGCUUUAAUGUUCCUGUUCCAAUGCCUUCCAUGGAUGACAUCCGUAUCGAGAUACCUGGAAUCAUUUGGAAAAGUCCUUUAAAUUCAGGUCGUUCAAAGCUUUGGAUAGCAAAUACCCCUGCUGAUGCCAUUAAGGAUUCAGAUGUUCAAGUUUCGGUAUCAGGCAAAUACAUCAAAGAAUUAUUUAGCUCGGAUUCAAUGGGUAUAGAAUUAGAUAAACUGCAUGGAAAAUUUGAUUCAUAUUUUGAUGAAGAUACCAAGCCAAAGACACCUGCAUUCGACAAGUUGUUACGCGAAGAACUGGCGUGGGUUGAAGAAUUACACGAACUUGAACCGGAAAUCAAAUGGCCUAUAUACACUGCAAUGACGUUAUUGCGUAUGAUAAAUUUCGUCGAAUUUAAGCCACAGAUUACGGAAUACUUGGACAAACUACAGAAAAUUGAUCCCAAGAGAACCAAUUAUUACAAUGACUUGAGGUCCAAGUUUGUUAUCGAAUGGAUUUUACUCGAUAAAGCAAAAGUAGAUGAGGAGAUUGUAGACUUGAGUGGACUAGAAUUAACAUCAAUAUAUUACCCUGAACGGUUUUGUUAUCAUCGAGUCAUUGACUGUUCAAGAAAUAAGCUAAAAAAUGCAGCGUCACUGGCAUCGUUUGUUAAUUGUCACAUGUUAGACAUUAGCAACAAUCAAAUUCCGGUUAACUUGACUUUGGUGAAAGUACUACAAGGUUUAUUACCUAACUUAAAAUGUAUCAAGUCUUCAGGGAACCAAGGAUUCGGUGUUUCAAUGUUUUCAAAAGAAUUUGCAGACUCCGUAAAAAUUGUAUAAGUUAAAGUUACGGUAUGAUGAUAUUAAGCAAAUUGUUUUUUUUAUAUGUUAAUGACUUGUAUAACAAGUAGAAUAUCAAAGUACAGCGCAUGCAGUGAUAGAUGUGUAUCUCUUGUUAUUUCGUAUUUAUGUGGUACGUGCAAACAUAUAUUAAAUUAGUUGACAUUCAAAAAUUCCCUUAUUACUCUUGUGGUCCAAACAGUGUUUUACGAUUGUCAAUCAGUCAAUUACCAAUAUAUAUUGAUAAGAUAACAAAAUAAAGUUAUUUUUCAUUAUCGACCUUUA
Folsomia candida is the source of this 2094-nucleotide messenger RNA. RefSeq names its product geranylgeranyl transferase type-2 subunit alpha (gene RabGGTa). The coding region runs from base 163 to 1809 and encodes 548 amino acids. The record is from RefSeq and is a predicted model, not a curated record. Gene Ontology annotation, molecular function: Rab geranylgeranyltransferase activity. Gene Ontology annotation, biological process: protein geranylgeranylation. Gene Ontology annotation, cellular component: Rab-protein geranylgeranyltransferase complex; cytoplasm. The transcript has 8 exons. Lineage: Eukaryota; Metazoa; Arthropoda; Collembola; Entomobryomorpha; Isotomidae.